This is a messenger RNA of Hibiscus syriacus, 3019 nucleotides long. Its product is annotated as extensin-1-like. The transcript has 8 exons. Gene Ontology annotation, biological process: plant-type cell wall organization. NCBI's taxonomy places the organism in Eukaryota, Viridiplantae, Streptophyta, Magnoliopsida, Malvales, Malvaceae. The coding region runs from base 114 to 2975 and encodes 953 amino acids. Gene Ontology annotation, molecular function: structural constituent of cell wall. The record is from RefSeq and is a predicted model, not a curated record.
UGUAGACACCACCAGAACGAAAUUCCUUCCCCCUUUUUCUUUUCUUCCAAACAGGAAAACUCCGAGAGAAUCUUGGUACUUUGACCGGCGGUGGUGCUCUUUGGUCGUCAUCUAUGAUGGUUCGGCGGGGCAACCCGACGAGGGGCCGAUUUUGGCCCCAAAUGCUAGUGGCUGUGGCCGUAGUUGUUCUUGCGGGCAAUGUAGGUUCAGUGUCUGCUGAUCCUUAUAUUUAUUCUUCGCCUCCACCUCCUUAUAAGUACAAAUCACCACCACCACCUUCUCCUUCUCCACUGCCGCCUUAUGUGUAUAAGUCUCCACCACCACCAUCACCUUCUCCUCCACCUCCUUAUGAGUACAAGUCUCCACCUCCUCCAUCUCCAUCACCACCUCCUCCGUAUGUCUACAAGUCUCCACCACCACCUUCACCAUCCCCACCACCUCCAUACAUAUACAAAUCUCCACCACCACCACCAAAACACGAGGAGCAACCCCCAUACUACUACAAGUCUCCUCCACCACCUUCACCAUCCCCACCACCUCCUUACGUCUACAAGUCUCCACCACCACCACCUAAACACGAGGAGCAACCCCCAUACUACUACAAGUCUCCUCCACCACCUUCACCAUCCCCACCACCUCCAUACGUUUACAAAUCUCCUCCACCACCACCAAAACAUGAGGAGCAGCCCCCGUACUAUUACAAGUCUCCACCACCACCUUCACCAUCCCCACCACCUCCAUACGUUUACAAAUCUCCUCCACCACCACCAAAACAUGAGGAGCAGCCCCCGUACUACUACAAGUCUCCACCACCACCUUCACCAUCCCCACCACCUCCAUACGUCUACAAGUCUCCACCACCACCACCGAAACACGAGGAGCCCCCGUAUUACUACAAGUCUCCACCACCACCUUCACCAUCCCCACCACCUCCAUACGUCUAUAAAUCCCCACCACCACCACCGAAACAUGUAGAGCUGCCCCCAUACUACUACAAGUCUCCUCCACCACCUUCCCCAUCCCCACCACCUCCAUACGUCUACAAGUCCCCUCCUCCACCACCGAAACACGAGGAGCAGCCCCCAUACUACUACAAGUCUCCACCACCACCUUCACCAUCCCCACCACCUCCAUACGUCUACAAGUCUCCACCACCACCACCGAAGCACGAGGAGCAGCCCCCAUACUACUACAAGUCUCCACCACCACCACCGAAGCACGAAGAGCAGCCCCCAUACUACUACAAGUCUCCACCACCACCGGUGAAAUCUCCUCCUUAUUACUACAAUUCUCCACCACCACCAAGUCCUUAUUAUCCUCACCCUCAACCUCACCCCCACCCGCACCCGCACCCCCAUCCCCUCAUUGUCAAGGUGAUCGGAAAAGUUUACUGCUACAGAUGCUAUGACUGGACCUAUCCAGUGAAGUCACACAACAAGAAACAUCUCAAAGGUGCUGUCGUGGAAGUGACAUGCAAAGCAGGAGAUAAGGAAAUCACUGUCUACGACAAGACUAGAAUCAAUGGCAAAUUCAGCGUUGCAGUUCCUGGGUUCGACUAUGCUAAAUAUGGAGCCGACGCUUGCACGGCCAAGCUCCAUGCCCCACCCAAGGGUUCACCAUGCAACAUAGCCACGAGCCUACACAAGGGCGACAAGGGUGCCGAGCUCAAGGUCUAUUCAAAGGACAAGUACGAGGUUGUGCUCAAGGCUAAGCCAUUUGCUUAUGCUCCCAAGAAACCAUACAAGGGAUGCGAGAAACCGAAACCGAAGCCUCCGGCUCCGUACUACUACAAAUCUCCACCACCACCACCACCCACCUAUGUUUACAAGUCACCACCUCCUCCUCCAUACUACUACAAGUCUCCACCACCACCGAAUCCCACAUAUGUUUACAAGUCACCACCUCCUCCUCCAUACUACUACAAGUCUCCACCACCACCAAGCCCCACAUAUAUUUACAAGUCACCACCACCUCCGUACUACUACAAGUCUCCACCACCACCGGUCCACUCUCCACCACCACCUACUACAAGUCCCCACCUCCACCACCAAAACACGAAGAACACCCCCAUACUACUACAAAUCUCCUCCCCCACCAUCGCCGUCUCCUCCUCCACCAUACUAUUACAAAUCCCCGCCACCACCAGUCCACUCUCCACCUCCACCAUACUAUUACAAAUCACCACCACCACCAGUCCAUUCUCCUCCUCCACCAUACUACUACAAGUCCCCACCCCCACCACCAAAACACGAAGAACAACCCCCAUACUACUACAAAUCUCCUCCACCACCAUCGCCAUCUCCUCCACCAUAUUAUUACAAAUCUCCACCACCACCGGUCCACUCUCCACCUCCACCAUACUACUACAAAUCACCCCCACCACCGGUUCACUCUCCACCACCACCCUACUACUACAAGUCUCCACCACCACCAGUCCACUCUCCACCACCAUAUUACUACAAAUCACCCCCACCUCCAAUAAAGGCUCCGGCACCUACCUACCAUUACAACUCUCCUCCUCCACCAUCACCAUCACCUCCACCCCCAUACUACUACAAGUCCCCACCACCUCCAUCGCCAUCUCUUCAUCCACCAUACUACUACAAAUCACCCCCACCACCGGUUCACUCUCCGCCACCACCAUACUACUACAAGUCUCCCCACCCCCAAUAAAAGCUCCAGCACCAACUUAUCACUACAAAUCCCCACCACCACCACCAUCUCCUUCACCACCCCCACCAUACUAUUACAAGUCACCCCCACCUCCGGUGAAGGCUCCAGCACCUACAUACCACUACAACUCCCCUCCUCCACCAUCACCAUCUCCCCCUCCCCCAUACCACUACAAAUCUCCCCCACCACCAUCUCCCUCGCCCCCUCCUCCAUACUACUACCACUCACCUCCCCCACCAGUGAAAUCACCUCCACCUCCGGUCUACAUUUAUGCUUCUCCACCACCACCAAUCCCCUACUAGAUCCGGAAAGAUCAACUGCACAUCGUUCAUGUUCUAGUUUCACA